AUGUAUAUCAGCCGUCGUCGACCCAUGAUUCAUUUGUUUACUAAGCAGAAACAUCAGUUGCAAACCAUCACACGGAGACUCCAACAAGACCCUGACUUCCCCAAAAACCUUACACCCAUCUCCUUACACCAACUCCUUACACCCAUUGCCUUACACCCACUCCUUACACCCAUCGCCUUACACCCAUUGCCUUACACCCACUCCUUACACCCAUCGCCUUACACCCAUUGCCUUACACCCACUCCUUACACCCAUCGCCUUACACCCAUCGCCUUACACCCAUCGCCUUACACCUAUCUCCUUACACCCACUCCUUACACCCAUCGCCUUACACCCAUCGCCUUACACCCAUCUACUUACACCCACUCCUUACACCCAUCGCCUUACACCCAUCGCCUUACACCCAUCGCCUUACACCCAUCGCCUUACACCCAUCGCCUUACAUCCAUCGCCUUACACCCAUCGCCUUACACCCAUCGCCUUACACCCAUCUCCUUACACCCACUCCUUACACCCAUCGCCUUACACCCAUCGCCUUACACCCAUCAUCCCAAGUCCUCCGAAAGUGUCCUUUCCUGUGGUUUGAGACAGCACACCUUCACAGAAAAAGGUAGAGUCAAUGCCUGGGCGAGAGAAUGUGAGGAGCAGGCAGGCAACCGACAACGAACUGCCUCAGAGAGUCCGGCUCCGGAAUUUUUCCUCAAGGUUAACUCCUGA
Molecule: messenger RNA, 717 nt
Organism: Penaeus chinensis
Lineage: Eukaryota; Metazoa; Arthropoda; Malacostraca; Decapoda; Penaeidae
Product: putative proline-rich protein 21
Exons: 3
Coding region: 1-717 (238 amino acids)
Source: RefSeq, a predicted model, not a curated record